AUGGAGGGCACUCUGUUCAAGUAUGGGCCCGGCAGCGCACAGGUGGCGUUGCUGUCGGGCAGCCACCCUCGCCACCUGGUGCUGGUGGGCGGGCUGGGCGACGGCUUCUUCUUUGCAAACUACACCCAGCUGCUGGCUGAGGCGCUGGAGGCGGAAGGCUGGAGCCUGGUGCAGCCGCUGCUGACCUCCUCCCACCUGGCCUGGGGGCUGGGGUCCCUGGACCAAGAUGCAGCCGACCUGCAGCUACUGGCGCGGAGGCUGGCGGAGGCGUAUAGGUCUGAGGGCAUGGUGCUGCUGGGCCACUCCACCGGUACCCAGGAUACCGUGCGGUACAUGCAGCGGCACUACGGCGACCCCCAGGCCCCGCCAGUGCUGGGUACCAUCCUGCAGGCGCCGGUGUCUGACCGUGAGUACCUUGCCACGCUGCCCGAAACCGUGGCGCGGCUGGAGCUGGCGCGGCGGAUGGUGGAUCAGGGGCGGGGCGAGGAGGUGGAGUUUCGGGACCCCGACAGCGACGGGGCGCCGCUGACCGCCCGCCGCUUCGCCUCGCUGACGGGCGUGGGUGGGGACGACGACAUGUUUUCCACCGACCUGUCGGAUGGGGAGCUCAAGGAGAGGCUGGGCCCCCUGGGGCGGGCCCCCACGCUGCUGGUGCUGGGCGGCGCGGAUGAGUAUGUGCCAGACCAUGAGGCGUAUAGGGAUCUGGGAGGUCGCAUGGCGGCGGCGGUGGGCGCCAACGCCUCGGCGCCGCUGCUGGUGGAGGGCGGCAGUCACGGGCUGGAGGGGCGGGAGGGGGAGUUUGUGGGGGCUGUGAUGGGGUUCAUAGAGGACCUUUGA
Messenger RNA from Chlorella variabilis, 837 nucleotides. RefSeq lists its product as hypothetical. The coding region runs from base 1 to 837 and encodes 278 amino acids. The transcript has 8 exons. NCBI's taxonomy places the organism in Eukaryota, Viridiplantae, Chlorophyta, Trebouxiophyceae, Chlorellales, Chlorellaceae. The record is from RefSeq and is a predicted model, not a curated record.